Messenger RNA from Plectropomus leopardus (leopard coralgrouper), 3907 nucleotides. Its product is annotated as solute carrier family 35 member E2A. NCBI's taxonomy places the organism in Eukaryota, Metazoa, Chordata, Actinopteri, Perciformes, Serranidae. The record is from RefSeq and is a predicted model, not a curated record.
UUUAGCAGCCACGUCUUAAAGUCAGGUGCACAAUUAUGGGUUGAUAGUUCAGUGUGUGUGUGCGUGUGUGUGUGUGGAGAGCUUCGUGUAAUUAAACAUUCCCUCGUGUUAUGGAAUAUGGCGGACAGCACUGCUGGCUUUGUUUUGUUGCGGUCCUUUGCAUCUCACGUUACCGCAGAAAAUCAGCGGCUAGCUUAGCGUCAAUGUCCAACUUCCUCUAUCUAUAACGCUCACUGUCGUGUAGUUGACCGCCGCCGGCUGGCUCUACUGUAUUUUUCAGUCCAAGCUGAGGCAUCUGGCAUUAAAGACAGCUCCUGCAGCAGAAGUCAGGGGACACCAGGACUUAAAGCAUUCCCAGCAUUUACUGUAAGACCGAGAGACUGAUCACUUGCUGGACCAAUUAGAAGAUGGUCUAACGAUCAAAACUCUCAUCAGCCCCCUUGCUUUCCUCCUAUCACCCACCUGUUGGGCCCUCAGGCAGCAGGCGUGAUGCCGGGCGGCAGGCAGACUCCUAAGCAUCCACUGUGGCGCUUCCUGUCACCAUUCCGCACCAGCCAGGAGCGGGUGGUGCUGGCCCGCAGCGAGAGCCUGCCAGGGGAGCAGGUGCUGAAGAUCACAGUCACAGAGACAACGGUGAUUGAGGCGGAAUCAGGCGUGUGGAACUGGCGCUCCCUGACCUACCUGGGUCUUUGGUACUUCUUCAGCUUCUGCACGCUGUUCCUCAACAAGUACAUCCUGUCACUGCUGGAGGGGGAGCCCAGCAUGCUGGGUGCUGUUCAGAUGCUCUCCACCACUGUCAUAGGCUUCCUAAAGAUGUUUGUGCCCUGUUGCCUGUACCAGCACAAGUCCAGAACCGAGUACCCCCCCAACUUCAUCAUGAUCAUGCUGUUUGUUGGACUCAUGAGGUUCACCACUGUGGUUCUGGGCUUGGUGAGCCUGAAGAAUGUGGCGGUGUCUUUUGCGGAGACAGUGAAAAGCUCAGCGCCCAUCUUCACUGUUAUCAUGUCCAGGCUAAUCCUUGGGGAGUACACAGGUCUGUGGGUGAACAUGUCCCUGUUCCCUGUCAUGGCCGGCCUGGCCCUCUGCACAGCCACGGAGAUUAGCUUCAACAUGCUCGGCUUCUCCGCUGCUCUCUCCACCAACAUCAUGGACUGUUUGCAGAAUGUAUUCUCCAAAAAACUGCUAAGUGGAGACACAUACAAGUUCAGCCCUCCAGAACUGCAGUUCUACACCAGUGCAGCGGCAGUCAUUAUGCUUAUACCUGCCUGGGUGUUCCUCUUGGACAUCCCAGUGAUCGGGAAGAGUGGGCGAAGCUUCAUCUUCAGUCAAGACAUUAUCUUGUUGCUACUUUUUGACGGCUGCCUGUUCCACCUGCAGAGCGUCACUGCCUAUGCUCUCAUGGGACGGAUUUCCCCCGUUACCUUCAGUGUUGCCAGCACUGUCAAACACGCCCUGUCGGUUUGGCUGAGCAUCAUUGUGUUCAGUAACCCGAUCACCAUCCUCAGCGCCACUGGCACGGUCCUCGUCUUCAUUGGGGUCUUGUUGUACAACAAGGCAAGGCAGAUACAGAGGGCAACCCUGCAGGCCAUGGCUGCUGAGCAGAACCACAAACCACUUCUACAGGAGCAGAGCUUCCAAGCCUCUCAGUCACACUGAGGACCCGGCAAUUGAGAGUGAAAUGCUUUCUCGAAAGGGAACAAGGUAUUAACACCACUCUGUUUGCGUACCUGUGGCUGUCCAGGUGGGAUGACUGGAUAUUUGUUUGUUCGCCUCCCUGCACACAUUCCAGUUAAAGAGGACACACUUACGUUGGGUUUUCCCAGGAUCUGGUUAGUGUCAUUGAAAUGUUAGAGCCUUAGGUUACAAUUGGUGACUCCUGUGCACCAGUGUAGACAGUAUUUCUUUGCCCUGAUUGCACACUUAAAUCAUCCCUGAUCUUGUGGUUUGUCUCAUAUCGGUCAGUAAAAGGGGAAGCUCAGGGCGUCCUUCAGUGUUUUGAAGGAAGCGACUUCUGUAAGCGCUUUGUCUUACAUUUGCAUUCCAGAGUGUGCUGGUUUAUCUGUCAUCUGUGGUACAGCAGCUACUGAAUGUAUGCUAUUGUGAAUAUGUGUAAAGCAUUGAAGCUGUAAGAUUUUAAUCCUGUGAUGGUGUAAUCUACACUGUAUCAAAUUGAUUUUGAUUGCAUCUGAAUAUAAGAUGAGAAUAGGGCACCGGUGCCUGAGAUAGGAGGCCUUUUUGGAGGCUUUUCCAGCCAAAGCUUUGACUUGCCGUUUGACACAUUUUAAACAAUGUGCAAAACGUUUGAAAGUCACAUACUGCAUUCUAGGAAUGCUCAUCCUCCAUCAUGAACUGUUGCAGAUGUAUGUUGGGGUUUUUAUGUAGUACUGUAACAUACUUGCAUUUUCUUUGUAAACUGAGUCUCUCCCAUUACAUGCUGGGCCCCGGAAACCCUGAACAAGAAAAGGGCCUCAGAAAAUGAAUGGACCAAUGAGCUGCUGUAUAUCACUUAUUCGUAAUCUUAAAGAAUAACAGUUUAUUACCACUUGAGUUUUAUUUUCAUAGCUCGGCCCAUUGACUCUAUUGGUAAUGUCCAACAGUCACAUGACCAAACAAGUUCAACAAGUUAGUCACAGUGAAAAAACUGUCUGUUGUAAACAUCAGUUUACAAACCAACUUCCUGGUCUCACCAUGACCUGCUGUUCCUACUGGAGUUGUUUGCACAUGGCUUUCUUGUGCAAUGACAGAUUAUAGACUUCACAAAUACACUCACUUAUAGUACUUACUUUCAAAUAAGGCGUGAACUUGUGUGGCAAUACUGCUUGUUUAUACGCUCUGAUUGACUGUGUUUUGUUCCCAGUUGGAUCUAUUUUUAGUCACGUUACCAUGUUCCCAAAUCUCAGAUGAUUGCAGUGUUAUCACAAACAACAGAGCCGCUGUCCUGAACAACAAAAAUAAACCCAACUUAUAAUCAACCAGUUUUCCUUAGCUUCAUGCAUCAAACCCCUGUGAAUUUAAACUAGUAGGAUUUAAUAUGUGUCGCUGGCUAUGUCACUGGUUAAAGUGUCAUUUCUGUGAGGACUCUUGUGGUUAUUGCUAUCAGCUGUUCAUGAAUAAGUUCAUAAUAAGAGUUGUAAUGACAAAUCAAAUUCACAUUUAAUAAGUGUUUAUCCAAUGCUGACAUCUUGCCAAAAACAGCUACAUGGUGCCAAUAGGCAAAUGUACAUACUAUGAACCUUAUUCUGACUUUCAAUCACACUGCCUCAAAUCUCCUCUUUUGUUAGUGUGUGCGUCCAGGCUUGUCUGCUAAUUUCUCAGAAGCCCGUGACUAACAAAGUCCAUCAGAUGUCUGAUAGGACAAAUCUGUGUUAAUCAUUGUAAGUCUGUCACAUCAUUUUGAGCACUUAAGUAAUGCUUUACUCUUUGCAGUUUUUGUGCCUCAAGAAGCAGUUUGUUUCUUUUCUGACAUGUUGUGCUCACACUUAGGCAUCUGUUUUGAGUUUGACCAUAAGGGUUGUCUGACUUGAGAACAUUUUUUUAUAGAUUACAUUAUAAACAUGUUCAUUCUACGUGGUUAUUUCCCAUUAUUGUUGAUUUUUCUUUUCUUGUUAAAGUGCUUUAAAACCAGGUGUGGGCCUAAUAAUACAUCUUUUUUACAUUUCUCUUCCAUGUUGAGUCUUAGCAAUGCUGCCUCAAGAAGCAAGGCCAGACAAGCUGAGUUUUUCUUUUGUUCAUUUGCAUGAUUAAAGGUUCAGAAUUAGGAGGUGUUGAGGUAGGAUAGAGGAGGUAUGAACUGUUUGUUCGGGAAUGUGCAAAUCAAAGAUGUAAAAAAUACUGACUAAUGUAAUUCUGUAGUGAGGAUGUGAUGUUUGUUGGACACUGUGCAGAAAAUAAAAGUAUUUUCUCUUCA